UCCACGCUCAGGCCCGGUCCCCAGCUCCGAGGGCGGCUGCCCGGGUCGCGGUCGCGGUUCCUUCCAGCUCCUGGCAGCCGGGCACCCGAAGGAACGGGUCGUUCAACGACACAGCUGGACCUGGCCCAGCCAUGGACCGAAAAGUGGCCCGAGAAUUCCGGCAUAAGGUGGAUUUUCUGAUUGAAAAUGAUGCAGAGAAGGACUAUCUCUAUGAUGUGCUGCGAAUGUACCACCAGACCAUGGACGUGGCCGUGCUCGUGGGAGACCUGAAGCUGGUCAUCAACGAACCCAGCCGCCUGCCUCUGUUUGAUGCCAUUCGGCCCCUGAUCCCACUGAAGCACCAGGUGGAAUAUGAUCAGCUGACCCCCCGGCGCUCCAGGAAGCUGAAGGAGGUGCGUCUGGACCGUCUGCACCCCGAAGGCCUCGGCUUGAGCGUGCGCGGUGGCCUGGAGUUUGGCUGUGGGCUCUUCAUCUCCCACCUCAUCAAAGGUGGUCAGGCAGACAGUGUUGGGCUCCAGGUAGGGGACGAGAUCGUCCGGAUCAAUGGAUAUUCCAUCUCCUGCUGUACCCAUGAGGAGGUCAUCAACCUCAUCCGAACCAAGAAAACUGUGUCCAUCAAAGUGAGACACAUUGGCCUGAUCCCCGUGAAGAGCUCUCCUGAUGAGCCCCUCAAGUGGCAGUAUGUGGAUCAGUUUGUGUCAGAAUCUGGGGGGGGGCGAGGCAGCCUGGGCUCCCCCGGAAAUCGGGAAAACAAGGAGAAGAAGGUCUUCAUCAGCCUGGUGGGCUCCCGGGGCCUUGGCUGCAGCAUUUCCAGCGGCCCCAUCCAGAAGCCUGGCAUCUUCAUCAGCCACGUGAAACCUGGCUCCCUGUCUGCUGAGGUGGGAUUGGAGACAGGGGACCAGAUUGUCGAAGUCAAUGGCAUCGACUUCUCUAACCUGGACCACAAGGAGGCUGUGAACGUGCUGAAGAGUAGCCGCAGCCUGACCAUCUCCAUCGUAGCUGGAGCUGGCCGGGAGCUGUUCAUGACAGACCGGGAGCGGCUGGCAGAGGCGCGGCAGCGUGAGCUGCAGCGGCAGGAGCUUCUCAUGCAGAAGCGGCUGGCGAUGGAGUCCAACAAGAUCCUCCUGGAGCAGCAGGAGAUGGAGCGGCAAAGGAGAAAAGAAAUUGCCCAGAAGGCAGCAGAGGAAAAUGAGAGAUACCGGAAGGAGAUGGAACAGAUUGUGGAGGAGGAAGAGAAGUUUAAGAAGCAGUGGGAAGAAGACUGGGGCUCAAAGGAACAGCUACUCUUGCCUAAAACCAUCACUGCUGAGGUGCACCCAGUACCCCUUCGCAAGCCAAAGUAUCAGGGAGUGGAGCCUGAGCUCGAGCCCACAGAUGACCCGGAUGGAGGCACGGAGGAGCAGGGAGAGCAGAAAGGAAAAGAUAAGAAGAAAGCCAAGUAUGACAGCCUGCAGGACUUGAGAAAGAAUAAGAAAGAACUGGAGUUUGAGCAAAAGCUUUACAAAGAGAAAGAGGAAAUGCUGGAGAAGGAAAAGCAGCUAAAGAUCAACCGGCUGGCCCAGGAGGUGUCUGAGACAGAGCGGGAAGACCUUGAAGAAUCGGAAAAGAUUCAAUAUUGGGUGGAGAGGCUCUGUCAAACGCGCCUCGAGCAGAUUUCCUCUGCUGAUAAUGAGAUUUCAGAGAUGACCACAGGGCCCCCACCUCCUCUGCCUUCUGUGUCUCCCCUGGCCCCACCCUUGAGACGCUUCGCAGGCGGACUGCACCUGCACACCACUGACUUGGACGACAUCCCUUUGGACAUGUUCUACUAUCCCCCCAAGACUCCCUCUGCCUUGCCUGUGAUGCCCCACCCUCCACCCUCCAACCCACCCCACAAGGUCCCAGCGCCCCCUGUCCUUCCCUCAUCUGGCCAUGUGAGUGCCUCAUCCUCCCCAUGGGUGCAGCGCACUCCACCCCCCAUUCCCAUCCCUCCCCCUCCAUCCAUUCCCACCCAAGACCUCACUCCCACCCGCCCACUGCCCUCGGCACUGGAAGAAGCAUUGGGCAACCACCCCUUCCGCACUGGGGACACAGGCAAUCCAGUGGAGGACUGGGAGGCAAAGAACCACAGUGGGAAGCCCACCAACUCCCCUGUCCCUGAACGGAGCUUCCCACCCACCCCAAAGACAUUUUGCCCAAGCCCACAGCCUCCACGAGGCCCUGGCGUGUCCACCAUCUCCAAACCUGUCAUGGUCCACCAGGAGCCUAAUUUCAUCUACAGGCCAGCUGUGAAAUCUGAAGUUCUGCCACAGGAGAUGUUGAAGAGGAUGGUGGUUUAUCAGACAGCAUUCAGACAAGAUUUUCGGAAAUAUGAGGAAGGCUUCGACCCCUACUCCGUGUUCACCCCAGAGCAGAUCAUGGGGAAGGACGUCCGGCUCCUACGCAUUAAGAAGGAGGGAUCCUUAGACCUGGCCCUGGAAGGCGGUGUGGACUCCCCCAUUGGGAAGGUGGUUGUUUCUGCUGUGUACGAGGGGGGAGCUGCUGAGCAGCAUGGUGGCAUUGUGAAAGGGGACGAGAUCAUGGCAGUCAACGGCAAGACUGUGACAGACUACACCCUGGCGGAGGCUGAGGCUGCCCUGCAGAAGGCCUGGAAUCAGGGUGGGGACUGGAUCGACCUUGUGGUUGCUGUCUGCCCCCCAAAGGAGUAUGAUGAUGAGCUUGCUUCUCUUCCCUCCUCCGCAGCAGAAAGCCCCCAGCCGGUCCGAAAGCUCCUUGAAGACCGUGCUGCCGUGCACAGACACGGGUUCCUCCUGCAGCUGGAGCCCACGGUGAAUAGGCAGGCGGGCCAGAGGGCCCUGUCUGUCCCUGCUGUGUGCAGUGGCCAUCUGCUGCCCAUGCUGUCAGCAGGUUCUUUGGACUGGCGUCUGGAGAGUACACAAGGCGUCAUCCCUGAAGUCCUGCCCAGGGUCUGCUGUUGGCCACAGGGGAAUUCCUCAGACUCAAAGCCCUCCCCUCGGGGAAGUGCUACAGAGCCCAGUCUGUAGUACUUGCUUGGGACCCAGGUGUCCUGACUCAUCACGGCCCUGGGACCUGCUUUGGGUCCCAAGCAGCACCCAAAUGAGCAGGAUGAAGCCCUGGGCACCAUUCUCUGUGGGACACAGACAGUGCCUCGAACUAGGCAUGUGGGGCUGAAGGAACCCACAAGAAGCCUGGCUGGAAUUGCCCCCAAGAGAUGUCCUCAACAGAAUGUGAAAAUUCCCCUUCCUGUGAAUGCCAACCUGCUGGGAGCUCCUGCUCCACCCUGGCCCCUACACUUGGCCAGAACCAGGGCUAUUAAGAGGUUUUGAAGGCUGGUCCAAAGAACCAGGGUUGGUGGAUUAGAGUUGCUCAUGUCCUGUUGUGCCCUGUCAUGGCCUGAGCCGUGCUCAGAACAAACUGUCUUCUCUGCCUUUUCCCUUCCUUGGCUGUGGGCUCUAUCUGUGGGAUAUACCGUGGAGCCCAGAUGUGGGAUGUGUUUCUCACCCUGUGAUAGGGAUGUGCCCGUGGACAGAGCUGGCAGGUGGCUGUGAAACUGGUGUUUGGUGUGGCCUGAAGCCACAGAUGGCAGCAUCUGGGGCAGACCCAAGCCUGGACUUGACUUUUCUGUUACAACUUUCCCAAAACAUUAGGGCCUCAUGCUCCCAAGACAGUUGGCCAGCUAGACCAUGGCUUCUGCGGUGGCCCGCGUGGCCCUAUGUUUUCUGUCACUUGCCUUUUGCAAGGGACUCUUACCCCUGUUCCUCCUAGUCUCCUCCUCCCCCCAUCCCAGGGGUCCCUCCCGCUUUCUCCCUGGCCUCUUGUGUGCUGUGGCUGUGGCUGGUGUGUAGCCACUUGGGGCCUGCACCCAGAGGGGUCUCCAAAGGUUGGCAGAGCCUCAUGCUGCCAGGGUGGGUGCUCCCCGUUGUGGGGCCUUGCUCUGGCUGGGCCGAGUGUGCACCCACAAGGCCUUCACCCACCUGGGCUGUUUCUACUUCC
Piliocolobus tephrosceles (Ugandan red Colobus) is the source of this 3993-nucleotide messenger RNA. It is a transcript of the gene USH1C, whose product is annotated as USH1 protein network component harmonin. Gene Ontology annotation, molecular function: protein binding. Gene Ontology annotation, biological process: auditory receptor cell morphogenesis; inner ear receptor cell stereocilium organization; sensory perception of sound. The transcript is spliced from 26 exons. NCBI's taxonomy places the organism in Eukaryota, Metazoa, Chordata, Mammalia, Primates, Cercopithecidae. Bases 132 to 3023 code for a protein of 963 amino acids. Gene Ontology annotation, cellular component: cilium; stereocilia ankle link complex; photoreceptor inner segment. The record is from RefSeq and is a predicted model, not a curated record.